CCUUAGAACCUCAGGAACCUACAGUCAAAUGGUGUUUCCCCUGCCUGAGGCUCACUGGCUUUCGAGUUGGAUAAUCUGUCUCCAUGCAUACUUAGUCUCUCCCUAGGAGUGUAAUUUAAAGCCAGUCGUUGCCUCUACGAAAUUUCUAGUUUUUCUUUUUUUAAAUAAUUAGGUGAUGCUGAGGGUGGAGCCCGUGUUCUCUCACAUGUUGCAUUGAAAUGGCAGUUUUACCCUCUCCUCAGACUUAAGAUUCCUCGCUUGCAUAUUUGGUUAAGUGACCUGAAGGUUCCCCUGGCUGUUGGCCGUGUUUCCCAGAGGUCUCGCCUGAACUGCUAACCAUUUGCCAUCCGUCUCUCCAUAGGCGAGAUAGCCUCGAUGACCUGCCCUUUUUACAUAUUCACAGUCCGCCCUGCAUGCUAAGACCCCUCCUUUCCCGAUGUUAGAAGCAUCUUAGCGAGGCUGCCUCCCUGCCUUUCAAGUUCCCCUCUUAGGGAGGAGUUCUCAGUUCUCACUUCGUCAAUUCACAUCACCCAGUUUGAUGUGCUCUGUGGCAUUGACCUUAUAUGUAGUAUUACUGCUAGUUUCUCACGUUUCUCUGCUCAGAUGUAAGUUCUUUUUUUUUUUUUUCUUUUCUUUUUUUCGGAGCUGGGGACCGAACCGAGGGCCUUGCGCUCGCUAGGCAAGCGCUCUACCGCUGAGCUAAAUCCCCAACCCCCAGAUAUACAAGGAAGGCCUCAGAAAUGCAAUAGACAAAGAGAUUCAGAGUCAUGGAGCUCAGCGAUGCCAAUCUUCAGACACUGACAGAGUAUUUAAAGAAAACCCUGGAUCCUGACCCUGCCAUCAGACGGCCAGCUGAGAAAUUUCUCGAAUCUGUAGAAGGAAAUCAGAAUUACCCACUGUUGCUUUUAACAUUAUUGGAAAAGUCACAGGAUAAUGUCAUUAAAGUAUGUGCUUCAGUAACCUUCAAGAACUAUAUUAAAAGGAAUUGGAGAAUUGUUGAAGAUGAACCAAACAAAAUUUGUGAAGCUGAUCGAGUAGCUAUAAAAGCCAACAUAGUGCACCUGAUGCUGAGCAGCCCAGAGCAGAUCCAGAAGCAGCUGAGUGAUGCUAUUAGCAUUGUUGGCAGAGAAGAUUUCCCUCAAAAAUGGCCGGACUUGCUGACAGAAAUGGUGAAUCGCUUUCAGAGUGGAGAUUUCCAUGUCAUUAAUGGAGUCCUGCGUACAGCGCAUUCACUGUUUAAAAGAUACCGGCAUGAGUUUAAGUCAAAUGAGCUGUGGACUGAGAUUAAACUUGUCUUGGAUGCCUUUGCUCUGCCUUUGACUAAUUUAUUUAAGGCUACCAUUGAACUGUGCAGUACCCAUGCAAAUGACGCUUCUGCCCUGAGGAUUCUUUUUUCUUCCUUGAUCUUGAUCUCAAAAUUGUUCUACAGUUUAAACUUUCAGGAUCUCCCUGAGUUCUUUGAAGAUAAUAUGGAAACUUGGAUGAACAAUUUUCAUACCCUCUUGACAUUGGAUAAUAAACUCCUACAAACUGAUGACGAAGAGGAAGCAGGCUUACUGGAGCUUUUAAAGUCUCAGAUCUGUGACAAUGCUGCUCUCUAUGCACAAAAGUACGAUGAAGAGUUUCAGCGCUACCUCCCUCGUUUUGUCACUGCCAUCUGGAAUUUGCUAGUUACCACAGGUCAAGAGGUUAAAUAUGAUUUGUUGGUAAGUAAUGCAAUUCAGUUUCUGGCUUCAGUUUGCGAAAGACCACAUUAUAAGAAUCUGUUUGAGGACCAGAACACCCUGACAAGUAUCUGUGAAAAAGUUAUUGUGCCUAACAUGGAAUUUAGAGCUGCUGAUGAAGAGGCCUUUGAAGAUAACUCUGAAGAGUACAUAAGGAGGGACUUGGAAGGCUCUGAUAUUGAUACUAGACGCAGGGCUGCUUGUGAUCUUGUACGAGGAUUAUGCAAAUUUUUUGAAGGUCCUGUGACAGGAAUCUUCUCUGGUUAUGUUAAUUCCAUGCUCCAGGAAUAUGCAAAAAAUCCAUCUGUCAACUGGAAACACAAAGAUGCGGCUAUUUACCUUGUCACGUCUUUGGCAUCAAAAGCCCAAACACAGAAGCAUGGAAUCACACAAGCCAAUGAACUUGUAAACCUAACUGAAUUUUUUGUGAAUCACAUACUUCCAGAUUUAAAAUCAAAUAAUGUGAAUGAGUUUCCCGUGCUUAAAGCUGAUGGCAUCAAAUAUAUUAUGAUUUUUAGGAAUCAAGUACCAAAAGAGCACCUUUUAGUCUCCAUCCCUCUCUUAAUCAGUCACUUGGGGGCUGAAAGCAUUGUUGUUCAUACUUACGCCGCACACGCUCUCGAGAGACUGUUCACCAUGAGGGGGCCGAACAACGCCACUCUUUUUACAGCUGCAGAAAUCGCACCGUUUGUUGGGAUUCUGCUAACAAACCUUUUCAAAGCUCUCACACUUCCUGGCUCUUCAGAAAAUGAAUAUAUUAUGAAAGCCAUCAUGAGAAGUUUCUCCCUCCUGCAAGAAGCCAUCAUCCCCUACAUCCCUACCCUGAUCACUCAGCUCACACAGAAGCUGCUGGCUGUUAGUAAGAAUCCCAGCAAACCUCAUUUCAAUCACUACAUGUUUGAAGCAAUAUGUUUGUCUAUAAGAAUAACCUGCAAAGCUAACCCUGCUGCUGUUGUGAACUUUGAGGAGGCUCUCUUCCUCGUGUUCACUGAGAUCUUACAAAAUGAUGUGCAAGAGUUCAUCCCAUACGUCUUUCAAGUGAUGUCUUUACUUCUGGAAACACAUAAAAAUGAUAUCCCAUCUUCCUAUAUGGCCUUGUUUCCCCACCUCCUUCAGCCGGUACUCUGGGAAAGGGCAGGAAAUAUCCCUGCUCUGGUGAGGCUGCUCCAGGCAUUCUUAGAGCGGGGCUCCAGUACAAUAGCGACUGCUGCAGCUGACAAAAUUCCUGGAUUACUGGGUGUCUUCCAGAAGUUGAUUGCAUCCAAGGCAAACGAUCACCAAGGUUUCUAUCUUCUCAACAGUAUAAUAGAGCACAUGCCUCCUGAGUCAGUUGACCAGUACAGGAAGCAGAUCUUCAUCCUACUGUUCCAGAGACUGCAAAACUCCAAGACCACCAAGUUUAUCAAGAGUUUCUUGGUGUUUAUUAACUUAUAUUGCAUUAAGUAUGGGGCACUGGCAUUACAAGAAAUAUUUGAUGGCAUACAGCCAAAAAUGUUUGGAAUGGUUUUGGAAAAAAUCAUUAUUCCAGAGAUUCAAAAGGUAUCUGGAAAUGUGGAGAAGAAAAUCUGUGCAGUUGGCAUAACCAAAUUACUCACAGAGUGUCCAGCAAUGAUGGACACUGAGUACACCAAGCUGUGGACUCCGUUGUUACAGUCUCUCAUUGGCCUGUUUGAGUUACCUGAAGAUGACAGCAUCCCUGACGAAGAGCACUUCAUUGACAUAGAAGACACCCCAGGGUACCAGACUGCCUUCUCACAGCUGGCGUUUGCUGGUAAAAAGGAGUAUGACCCUGUGGGUCAGACGGUGAACAACCCCAGGGUCCAUCUGGCACAGGCACUUCACAGACUGUCUACUGCCUGUCCGGGAAGGGUGAGUGUCUGCACUGUCCUGGGACUCGAUUGGGAAGUCAGAGGUGAGCAGGUGUUAGGCCUGCUCUGUCCAGUUGAGCUGAGGGAAUGGUUUUUAAUACGUGUGCUGGAUGCUGGUUCACACCUUUGAUCCCAGCACUCAGAAGGCAGAGGCAGGCAGAUCUCGAGUCCCAGGCCCAAUUGGUCUGCAGAGCAAGGUCCAGGAUGGCUAGUACUGUUCAGAGAAAUCCUGUCUCAAGGAAAAAAGAAAACAAACUCAAAUUAAGUAAUGUAGUGCGUCAUGUCUUCAAUUGAAGACUGGCCCUUUAAUUGCAUUUAGCUAGUCUUUCAGAGAUUUUUGUACUAUUUGAUAGGUUUUAUUUUUCACACAUAAGGAUAACAUGACAAACCAUGGUGUACCUAGCUAAAAUAAUUAAUGUUUUUGUUGUUGUUGUUGUUGUUUUUUUUUUUUUUUUUUUUUUUUUUUUUGGUUCUUUUUUUUUUGGAGCUGGGGACCGAACCCAGGGCCUUGCGCUUCCUAGGCAAGCGCUCUACCACUGAGCCAAAUCCCCAACCCCAACAAUGUUUUAUCAAUUUUUUUUUCUCUGUACCAAGUUUUAUUAGAAUAAGUAUGCAUAAAUAUUUAACUAGUCUUUUUUGCCAAACAUGGGUGGGUACUGGUUGAAUCGUUGCAAUCCCAGAUGAGUAGGUAGCUGUGAGUUUGGGACUAACCUGAGAUAAGUAACAAGAUUCUGUCCAUAAACUAAAAAAACCUAAUUUUUUUUCUCAACUACAGCACAACCGAAAUUCAUAAUGUGUUUACCCGUGUGUGUGUGUGUGUGUGUGUGUGUGUGUGUGUGUGUGUGUGUGUGUGUACGUACAUGUAUAUGUGGGAGACCUUUGAUUUUUCAGGAGCCAUCUUCAUUUUUGAGACAUGUAUAGAAGUUCACAGAACUACUUGUCACUCUUUUCCUUCUACUGAACGGGUCCUGGGAAUCGAACUUAGUAUUAGGCUUGGUGCUCCGUCCCUCUACCCACACUACAAGUACCUUUACUCGGCUGCCCUACACCCAGUGUUUGGAAAGUAUGGAGUCAGUUGAGUUAGUGACUGGCUGCCCUUUCCCCACACGGCGCAGCAUCUCAUUUAGGCCCCAGUUUGCAUAAAAGAGCCUCCUACACUAUGUGGUCUCCUUCUGCAGGUUCCCUCGAUGGUGAGCACCAGCCUCAAUGCAGAAGCCUUGCAGUACCUCCAAGGUUACCUGCAGGCAGCCAGUGUGACCCUGUUGUGAACUGCAUCUUCCUGACCCAUGGGGGGCUGAGGAUGGUUUCUUAGGAACCAUGUGGACUUCUGAGCACGGCCCUGCUGAAGCAUCACAGGUUUCCAACCUCUUGAACUUGUCAGACUCUCACAGAGGACAGUAAAUACUGCUGUAAGCCAAUGAGGUUUGUCUUGAUCACCAAUAUAACUGAUAACUUGUCUGGUUUGUCCUUAAUGGGACAAGUAUUUACAACCCCAUGUAUGGCCAUGGUCUCUGUGGAGCAUUUGCACGGUUUGGGUUAUUUCAAAUUUUUGUCAGACCGUGACUGUGGAGACUUAUUUCUGUUGUUUUGUUUUGAAGCUUGUAUUUCUCUUGUCUUUGUGUUUGUUGUCUGUUUCUUUAAGCUUUUAUUGGAAAUAUGAAAAGAAUCUCUUGUUGACUUGCAAUGCACAUUUCAUAGUCUGUAAUCAGCAAUAAAAACCCAAAAUGUGUAUCUAAAA
This is a messenger RNA of Rattus norvegicus (Norway rat), 5330 nucleotides long. The record is from RefSeq and is a predicted model, not a curated record. NCBI's taxonomy places the organism in Eukaryota, Metazoa, Chordata, Mammalia, Rodentia, Muridae.